AUGCUUUGCGGUUGUCUAUCACCCCGAGCACCACCAUCAUUUGAAACUGAAAAGAUGUUGGGUAGUUCAAACAGAACUAAUGAACCACAAUCCUUUCUAAACAAAACUGACAAAAGUUCUCCUGCAGAUUUGGUAGAUUUAGAAGAUAUAGUUAUAAGUUGGGCCAAGUUCAUAUUCAACGCUACAAAGUCACGCACAGAUGCAAAAAUCAAAAGCAAAUACCUCUGCUAUAAUAUCAAUUGGACAAAGUUGAUGCAAGAAUCGAAAGAACCACAGUACAACGAGAAAGGUCCACAGGUUACUGAAGGACCGAAGUCUGAGACAGUCUUGUUCAAAACUACAUUCUCUAAUACAACUCAGAGAGAACAGGAGUAUUCGUUCAAAACAGAAAGAUGUACAAGAAGUGCUUCAACUGUCAUAAUCGAGAAAGGCGUUUGUCGCGGAGCGGAAGUGAAUUUGAAAUUGCAAACUCCUUGUGAAAUUGUAGAAGCAAAUGCUGGAUUCCAUCAUGAAAUCAUGCUGAAUCACAUAGGAGAAAACACGCAAGAAGAGGAGUUGACGUGGGGAGUGGAUUCUUCUGUAAAAGUUCCGGGGAACACAGAAACUGUAGCGGAGCUCGUAAUAAUGGAAGAAGAACAUAAAAAGAGUUUCACGAUUGAAAACCGUUUGAGUGGAAAAGUAGUUGUAACAGUUACGAAUUUGAAAGAGAAUAACAGUUUGGUGACGGUCUUAGAAGGAAACAUAGCCGAUAUUCUACGACGUUUACCAGAUUAUUCAGCCAAAGGCUUUUCAUUUGAAGGCAACGUCGCCAAGUUCGAAACCAAAGGAGUUUGCAUCUUCCGUUAUGGCAUCGAGCAGAAAGUCAGGAUCAACGAAACUCCUCUAUAA
Messenger RNA from Auanema sp. JU1783, 888 nucleotides. The record is from the annotation of a GenBank genome assembly. Lineage: Eukaryota; Metazoa; Nematoda; Chromadorea; Rhabditida; Rhabditidae.